AUGCGGGAAGUCAACUUCAGCAUCCCGAACGUGAACAAGGCCUCGGUCAACAUCACAACAACACUUUACGAUCGACGUGCCCUUGAUUGCACAUCAACUCUACCUCUCAUAAACUCGCUGAACCAUCUUGCAUACCUCACAACAUCAUCUGCACGGAUUCGUGACAUCCUCACCGUCGAUGGCGGCAUCGAAAGACUCGUUUGCAUCCUGAAGGAGGGCAAGAGCAAGGACUUGAUGGAAAUGUGGAAAUGGAGUCUUGCAUUUCAAUGUGUUGUAAAUAUCGGAGUCCGGGGCUCAGAAAAAGUACGGACCAGGGUGGUUGAAGCCGAUAUGGUCCCUGUGAUUGCCACAAUUCUGGACAACUACAUUAAGGUGGUGGACAAAGUGCGAUCGCGGGCCGAUCCUGAAUCUCACAAGCACUCAAGUCGAUCGGCUAUUCCCAGCAAACCCAGCUCCUCCGCAACACGUGAAGCCACAGUCCGAUCUACUGUUGACUCCAACCCUCCCGUUGAAUCUCGUCCCUCCCGCCGCCAAGCUCCCCCUCCAAGUAUCGAAAUUCCGCAACCAUAUUUCCAGGAUAAUCAACCGACCGAUUCGGAUGUGAUGGAUGUCACUUCCCCUCCCCGUGUCCCGAUGACCACUCCCCCCGAACGCAGCACCUUCCGACCGGAUAUUCACAACCAUAGGGCUCAUGAUGCUCGUUACACCCGUGCUAGUCAUCGGCUACGCACCAUGCAACCCCUUGCCACCGCAGUCUCCCCGAUGGAUACCACGGAAACAUUUGGCUUGCGGCCUGUGCGUGAUACCGAACGCCUUCCAAGUAUGCUUCCAGGACUACAGACGGGACUUAUCUCUCAACCGGACUCCCCAACCACCCCCAGCGGACCGCUUCUCUCUCAAGCUCGAAACAUUCCCCCACCUCCUCCACCUCCUCCCAUGAGACAGCGACCCCCUAUGCGCCAACAUCAAUCUGCUUCGGGCGAGUCGGAUGAUGCCAACGGCGAGGACUCGGCUAUGGGUGAUGACAAUGUUUUGGGGCAGGAAGCGGGCCCUAUUGUUGGGUUGCCCACCAGAAUGGAUAUCGAUGGCGUUGAUGAGCAGUCGGGCACUACUAUGAUCGAUGACGUUUCUGCCACCCAUGGUGGAUUGACGUUGAAUGAUCCAUCGGAAGAAGGUCCAGAAUCUGAGACCUUUAACAUCGCUCAUCGUUCUGCAGUCGAUGGCAGCAUAAUCAACAACAACCCAAACACACAAAACAAUGGUGGACUUGGACUUUCUCCCACCCAAGCCCCAAAUAAUCCUAAUUCUCCUACCCUCACCCCCAGUCCCUACGCUUUGUACCUGCGUGACCGAAACACCCCUGCAGCGCAGGGUGUCCCAUCGACUAUGCCCAGAGACGAGGACGUCUUGAUGUCCCUGCAGCUCCUGGCAUACGUCUCAAAGUAUUGCGAUCUUCGGUCAUAUUUUCAGCGCUCUCACCUCGUGCCGAAACUCAAGAUCGAUCGUGAAUUGCAUCUUUUGGACGAUAAUGCCGACCCGUCUACUCCUAUCGAGCCCGAAGAGGACGAAGACGAGUACCUCCUGCCUGAUGAUGUGAACAUCUUCCCUCUAGUGGAGAAGUUCACUGUUCGUCAUCAUUCCAAGGAUAUGCAAUAUUGGGCUUGUGUUGUCAUGAGAAAUCUCUGCCGCAAGGAUGAACAUCGCGGUGGAAUUCGACAAUGCGCAUACUACAAGUGUGGCAAGUGGGAGGAGUUCCAGCGGCAAUUCGCCAAAUGCCGCCGCUGCCGGCGUACCAAGUACUGCAGCAAAGACUGCCAAAAGGCAGCAUGGGUCUACCACCGUCACUGGUGCCAUACCACCCCUUGA
Penicillium angulare is the source of this 1866-nucleotide messenger RNA. RefSeq names its product MYND-type zinc finger protein MUB1 (gene samB). The coding region runs from base 1 to 1866 and encodes 621 amino acids. The transcript has a single exon. Gene Ontology annotation, biological process: establishment or maintenance of cell polarity; ubiquitin-dependent protein catabolic process. Lineage: Eukaryota; Fungi; Ascomycota; Eurotiomycetes; Eurotiales; Aspergillaceae. The record is from RefSeq and is a predicted model, not a curated record. Gene Ontology annotation, cellular component: MUB1-RAD6-UBR2 ubiquitin ligase complex.